Molecule: messenger RNA, 648 nt
Organism: Thermochaetoides thermophila DSM 1495
Lineage: Eukaryota; Fungi; Ascomycota; Sordariomycetes; Sordariales; Chaetomiaceae
Exons: 1
Coding region: 1-648 (215 amino acids)
Source: RefSeq, a predicted model, not a curated record
AUGACAUUGCCACGACCACUGCCAGAGGGCGGUAUUUCGUUCACUUGGCACAAAUCAGUAGCCACGUUCAAUGUUCCUCUUCAAACUUUCUUAUCAACUCGCCCUCUCGUGAGGGCCGCAGCAACAGGCGCGCUUGUAUUCUCCAGGGCCGCUGGAGAAGACCGCGUCCUUCUGAUCCAACGAGCUCCUCACGACUCGAUGCCGCUACGCUGGGAAGUUCCGGGAGGUGCAUGCGACCAGGAGGACGAAACACUCCUCCACUCCUUGGCCAGGGAGUUAUGGGAGGAGGCCGGUUUGAAAUUGAAGCAUGUCGUUCGAAAGGUUGGGGACGAGUUCACCUUUCUCACUCGACGAGGUCUUGCUGUCACCAAAGUCACCUUUGAGACCGAGAUCGAGGAGGCAGCACCUGCUGUGGUUGAAGAAGGUAGCUCAAAGUUGACACUCCCCGAGGUCACAAUCGAUCCAAACGAGCAUGUCCGUUUUGUUUGGGCCACCGAGGAGGAAUGCCAGGCAGAAAAGAUUGUAGUUUCUGAAGAUGGCGGGAAUGAGGUCAUUAAACUCGAGUUCACGACCAAGAACCAAAAGAGCGUUGUUCUCUUGGGGUUCAGGCUUCGAAGAGAGGAUCUCGCCAAUGGCAGAGUUGAUUAG